Molecule: messenger RNA, 10725 nt
Organism: Acipenser ruthenus (sterlet)
Lineage: Eukaryota; Metazoa; Chordata; Actinopteri; Acipenseriformes; Acipenseridae
Product: ral GTPase-activating protein subunit alpha-1
Exons: 42
Coding region: 458-8173 (2571 amino acids)
Biological process (GO): regulation of small GTPase mediated signal transduction; positive regulation of GTPase activity
Cellular component (GO): cytoplasm; nucleus
Molecular function (GO): GTPase activator activity
Source: RefSeq, a predicted model, not a curated record
UUCCAUGACAACUAGAUGUCCCACUGUUGCGGAACUAGAACUCAUCACAAAAAAGCCCAACAAUUAUUCUAAUGUUGAAAAAAUAAAAGUUUAAGGGUUUUAUUUGCAAGCAGGAAGAAAAAAUUCAACUUUUUUUUUGCAGUAAUAGGGGGUGGAUUGCUCUGUCUUGAUUAGUUUGUUUUCUUGUCUUGAACUCUCCGCCAUAUUUGAAGACAUUUAUUCUGUUUGGGAGAAAGGCAGUGUUGUGUGUGAGGUGCGAUUCGUGUGAGUUUUUUUCUGCGAAACGCAAAGAUUCCCGUUCGUUUUAUUUAUUUAUUUAUGUAUUUAUUUAUUGUAUAUAACAUGUAGAGUUAUUUGAAACAGUCUCAAUUUUAAAUGAUAACGGUUGCAGAUUUAUUUUUUAAUUUGAAGCUACACAGGGGGUGUACCUUUUCUGGUCCCUCUAUUUGCUUUCGGUAUGUUUUCUAAAAAAACGCAUGGGGACGUUAAGAAAUCGACACAGAAAGUGCUGGAGACCAAAAAGGAUGUCCUGACUCGCCUCAAACACCUACGAAUUGUCAUAGAGAAUGCUGAAUCAGUUGAUCUGAAACAUUUUUUUGACCAGAAUUAUUCACACAUCUUCUAUGUUUUCUUUGAAAAUUUUGUGACCAUUGAAGUUGGUCUUAAACAGAAAGGUCAUAAAUCGCAAAGAGAAGAACUAGAUUCUAUCCUUUUUAUAUUUGAGAAAAUUUUACAACUUCUCCCUGAAAGAAUACAGGGAAGAUGGCAGUUCCACAGUAUAGGCCUAAUUUUAAAGAAGCUCCUGCACACUGGAAAUUCUUUGAAGAUCCGCAGAGAGGGGGUUCGUCUCUUUCUCCUGUGGAUGCAGGCACUCCAGACUAACUGCAGCAGAGAACAGCUGUGGAUGUUUGCUUGUCUGAUACCUGGCUUUCCACACCCACACUCCGAACAUGGACCUCGAACCCUGGAAAAUCUUAUCAACCCUCCACUCAGCCUUCAAGAAACACAAGUCACUCCAGAAGAGAUCACUCCCCUCGUCCCUCCUCAAUCAGGAGAUAAAGGACAAGAAGAUCUUGCAAGCUAUUUUUUAGAAGCACUUUUAAAAUACAUGGUAAUCCAGGCAAAGAGUUUGCAAUGGAAGAACAAAGAAAACCACGAAAAGGGCUUUGCUUUCCUAUUUGUAAAUUUCAAGAAGUAUUAUCUUCCUCAUAUUUUCCCAAAUUUUUGCAAGGAGACCAGUUUAUAUAAUCCUAUAUUAGAGGUCCCUCACAUGAGACCAAAGCCACACUAUGUUAUAGUAAAGAGAGACCCAGAGACCAAUGAAGCCAUCUAUUGCACUAAAGAGAUGUUCCUGAACGCUCGAGUCAUAUUCAUUCGAUGGUUGGUCUCCUUCUGGCUGGAGCCCAAAUCAAACACAGGGACUCAUAUCCCUGGUACUGAAGGAGAAAACGUACCAAAGAACAUUCAGAGAGCAGCAGUAGGAUUGGCUGCCAGGGAAGAUGGUGCCCCCCGACCUGAUAAUGUAGAUGGGAACACGCAGCCAGAGCAAUCUCACUCGAACACCAGCACCCUGACAGAAAGGGAGCCAAGUUCUUCCAGCCUUUGCAGUUUAGAUGAGGAGCAUCUCACAGACAUUGAGGUGGUCCGGAAGGUCUUCUGCUCCUCCAGAACCAAUGUCAACUUCAUGACUGAGAUCUUCCGGCAGGCCUUCCUGCUGCCAAUCUGUGAGGCAGCUGCCAUGAGAAAGGUGGUGAGGGUUUACCAAGAGUGGAUUCAGCAGGAAGACAAACCCAUUUUCAUGAGGGAACCUGAAGAAGUACAAUACUCUCCGGCCACCAGUGUCAUCCACCUGGAAACUGCAGGGGAACACAUGGUGGAGAAAGACAAGGAGGAGGAAAAAGUUGUAAAGGCACCAGAGCACACACGGACCCCCAGCUGGACAAGAAACUCCUCUUACCAAGAUGCCAUCAACAAGGUGCCGGAGUCCGAGCUUGUGGAGCAUAAUGUAGCAGCAGGUGCACAAUCCACACUGCAGGUUUUCAUUACCAACUCUUCCAAUGUAUUUCUUCUGGAACCUGCUAAUGAUGUUAAAUUCCUUCUGGAAGAACACAUUGAUAUGUGUAAGCGUGUCCUCAACAUUUAUCGCAGCCUGGUUAUGCAUGAAACAAUGGAUCAGAAAACAUGGGAGCAAAUUCUUUUAGUUUUACUCAGGGUCACAGAGUGUGUGAUGAAGAAACCGCCAUCAACAGUGCCACAUGGAAAAAAGAUGAUGACCCUUGCAGGACGACUUGCCGGGGCAGUAUUUCAGACACUAAUCGUAGCCUGGAUCAAAGGGAACCUGAAUGUGUACAUCUCCAGGGAGCUGUGGGAUGACUUGCUCACUGUGUUGUCGACGCUGACCUGCUGGGAGGAGCUUGUCACUGAGUGGUCACUGACCAUGGAAACCCUGACCAAAGUGUUGGCUAGAAACUUGUACAACCUAGACCUCCAUGAACUGCCACUGGACAAACUGAGCGAACAGAAACAAAAGAAGCACAAAGGCAAGGGAGGUGGUCAUGAGUCUCAGAAGUCAUCAGUGGACAAGUCUUUUUCAAAGGGCUGGAGCCGGGAUCAGCCUGGACAGGCUAUGAUGAGACAGCGGAGUGCCACGACUACAGGCUCCCCGGGCACAGAGAAAGCAAGACAUUUUAUACGGCAGAAAACUGUUGCCCUGAGAAGCUGCUCCACUGGCGAUAGAAUCUUGUCUUCAGCCUUUAUACGCAGCGCUAAAAGUGCACCUGUCCUGAUCCACCCUCUCCACCCUCUCCUGUCUGAUACUGUCCUCGCUCCCUUAGCUGGUGGACUGUCAGAUAUCGAGGACCCUCAGGUGGUGCCCCGUGCUCCUCGUAUGAGACACUUUUCCCAGAGCGAAGAGACCGCCCCUUCAGAGGUGUUCACCACAGCGGGUGAGGAGCAGCCACUGCCCCGGAGCAGCAGUACGUCUGACAUCAUGGAGCCCUUCAUCGCUGAGCGGGUCAAAGGUGCACUUCCUGUACUUGACAGUCCGUCCCAUGGCACUUCCAUCUCGCAGAGUUCCUGUGAGGUCUCCACGUGGUCUGUGUCCACUGGGAGUAACGUUGCCGGUGCGAACAGUAGAGAGACCUCACUGGAAGUGGGGGAUAGCAUCUACGACCACUUGUGUCAGCUGGUAGGCCCUUCGGAGCGACCUCAACCAGCGUUUCUGCAGAGUCAGUCUGUAGAUUGCGAGGGAGAGGAGGACUUGCUUUCAUCUCUCAGAGAGUAUCUGAAGGAUAAGGGGGAAGUGAACUUUAGGGUUGAGGGGGAAAGGAAAGCCAUGCUUAUUGCUCUGAACCAGGUUAUGGAAAGCCAAGAUUUACAGGUGAUGGACAGGUUGGAGUUUGUAGAUAAAAUAAGCAUGUGUAAUGAAGGAAACAUUGACUGUACAGCAGAUCAGCAUUUGGAGGACAAUGUAGGUUAUUCAGGGCAGAAUUUUUUUGAAGGCAGAGAUCUUGCUAAUAAAGAUGAUCAACACAUGUGGGAGGAUGUCCUGGAGGCAGAGGGGGAAAUGCCCAGUGGUAAAGAGAACCAGAAAUGCUUAUAUAGGCAGGCAGCCACAGAAAUAGAUUCAAGCUUUGAGGGGGCAGCAGUAGAAAGGGGCAGGAGUGAUAUGAGUGUCCAUUCCAAUGAGGAAGCAGCACAGGUCUUGCAUGCAUACAGGAGGGAAUUCAUCUCUCAGAUAGGUACUGAAGCACCCAGAGCACUGGGCACUACAGCCCUUAACAAGCACACGUCCAGCUUUGCAAUUCCCAAACACCGAAUAAAUCGAAUGGCAGACAAGAAACGACACGGCGGCGUCCAUGUCAGCUUUAGGCCCUCCACUGAGUCUGUUCAGUUCUAUAACCAGCUAGAGACCAAAGAGGCGCCAUGGAAGGCCAGGCUUAAGAGACUGAGUGGCUUUAGUGGUGGAAGUAGCAGUGGUGGUGCCGUGGCAGCUGAUGUCAGACCCAUUGGCUGUAAGCCACAUGGUCUUAUGUCUGCCAGUAGUGAAAGAGGUAAAGAUGCAGCAGGGGGAAUCCUAUCGGGGGAUCAGCUAGAGAAGGAAGGUGCAGUAAGCAGCCAUAUUAGUCGCAGUUCAGGCAGAUCCACAAGGGUGCAGGAAGCAGGGCAGCAGACUCCACAACAGCAGCAGCACGGCCCCCUGGGUGGUGUCUAUAAAUCUGUUGUACAUGCUCUCUCCAAGCCAAAGGCAAGCGUUUCCCCACAGCGGCAGAGCAAAGUGCCAGCAGAGGCGCCACUGAGGGAUCUGUACACUCAUGUAAUGGGCUAUUUUGGAAGGAGAGCACCAGCCAACAAGGAGGACUUGAGCCAAAAGAUUUGUCCGGGCUCCAUAGACACUGGAAACAGCAAUCCCAACAUCAGUGAUCUUAUGGAUGAGUUUAUAGCAGAGAGGCUGCGAGCCAGAAACACAUCUGGCAUUACAAGGAGAGGCAGCAGCCCUGGGAGCCUUGAAGUCCCUAAAGACUUUCCGGACCUGCUGAACAGGCAGAAUCCCAUGCGACCCGUAGACGACCCAGGUGUCCCCUCAGAAUGGACUUCCCCUGCCAGUGCGGGCAGCAGUGACCUCAUCAGCUCCGACAGCCAUUCUGACUCAUUCAACGCCUUUCAGUAUGACGGACGCAAAUUUGAAAACUUCAGUUUUGGCCCUGAAGCCUCCUCUCUAGGUACUGCAGAAACCGAUGGGGCUCAAAUCCGACCACAGACAGCUGAAGAGCAAGAGCUGGCCAGCCUGACUACCCUGCACAUUGACUCAGAGACGAGCAGCCUGAGCCAGCAAGCUUUAUCAGCUGACGCCGUCACAAUCACUGGAUCUGAUAGUGCCUCACCGAUCCAUUCAGCCUCAGGCUCAAGGUCCGAAACUCCUUCUCCUGCCACUCUGAAUGCUGAGCACAUGGAGCAUAAGGACUUGCAGUUGGAUGAUAAACUCCACCACUCUGUCUUACAGACUCCAGACGACCUAGAAACCAGUGAAUUCCCAACAGAGGACUGCAGUGUGAUGGCAGGAGGCACUCUCACUGGCUGGCAUGCAGAUGUUGCCACGGUGAUGUGGAGGAGGAUGCUUGGGAUUUUAGGAGAUGUCAAUUCCAUCAAAGAUCCAGAAAUUCAUGCACAGGUGUUUGAUUAUCUGUGUGAGCUGUGGCAGAGUCUGGCCAAGAUCAGAGACAAUCUGGGCAUAUCAGCUGACAACCAGGCAUCUCCUCCACCACCUGAACUGAUACCACCUCUCCGCAUUUUGACUCCCUGGCUUUUUAAAGCAACCAUGCUGACUGAGAGGUACAAGCAAGGGAAACUUCACGCCUACAAGUUGAUCUGUAAGAUCAUGAAGAGAAGACAGGAUGUUUCUCCAAACUCUGACUUCUUGACACACUUUUAUAAUAUAAUGCACUGUGGACUGUUACAUGUUGAUCAGGACAUUGUCAAUACAAUCAUCAAGCACUGUUCUCCACGCUUCUUCUCUAUUGGAUUGCCUGGUGCUACAAUGCUGAUCUUGGAUUUCAUCAUCGCGGCUAGUAGAGUGACCACCUCAUCCUCCCUCAAUGCUCCAAGAGUGGAAGCCCAGAUAUUGUUGGGUUCACUGGUCUGCUUUCCCAAUCUAUAUGAAGAGUUGCCUGCUCUUCACCCUACUACAGCUGAUAUGAUGCUAACUCGCUUCACAGAUGUCAAGGAGCAUAUAAUAAAGAACAUACUGAGCUCAGCCAGGGAGGAGCCAUCUGGACCAGCUCGGUGUGUUGCUCUGUGUAGCCUUGGCAUUUGGCUAAGUGAGGAGUUGAUACACGACACUCGCCACCCUCAGAUUAAAGAAGCUUUGAAUGUCAUUUGUGUAACCUUGAAGUUUCCAAAUAAAACUGUUGCACAAGUUGCUUCUGACAUUCUACACCUGCUCAUAAACUAUGUGGAUAAUCUUCAGCAUUUCCCAGCUGACUCGCCCAAGAAAAUAAUUGAGAUCCUUAUAGCAACCAUUACGUACCUGCUGCCUUCUACAGAAGCUUCUCCACAUGAACCAGACAAGAGGCUGCUGGUGUCCUUGCUUCUCUGCCUCUUGGACUGGGUAAUGGCCUUGCCACCAAAGAUUUUGCUGCAACCAGUUCACACUACUGGGUCUGACAAGGACUGGUCUGACACAUCUGUCCUGAGCUGUAUUUAUAAGGUUCUUCAUGGAUGUGUGUACGGAGCACAGUAUUUUAACAAUCCAAAAUAUUUCCCUCUUAACUUGGCGGAUCUUGCGUCUGCUGACUAUGAUCCCUUUCUGCACUUGGAGAGCCUCAAGGAGCCUGAACCCCUGCACUCUCCAGACUCCGAGAGGUCAUCCAAACUGCAACCUGUCACUGAAGCGAAAAGCUGCAUGCAGCAAGGUCUAAUCUCCAUAGCGGCCCGGACAGUCAUAACUCACUUGGUCAACCACUUGGAGCACUAUCCCAUGAGUGGUGGGCCGGCAAUGCUAACCAGCCAGAUCUGUGAAAACCAAGACAACCCCUACAGCGAAUGCCCUGAACUUUCCCCAGAGCUGUUUGAAAGCCCAAACCUGCAGUUCUUUGUGCUGAACAACACCACCCUGCUAUCAAGUCUCCAGAUCCAUGCUGAGGAUAAUGUCCCCGGUGGAGGGAUGUCAGCUGGUCUCACCACCACUAACUCAAGCGUGAGAAUCAUAGUGCGGGAUAUCUCUGGAAAGUACUCGUGGGACACAGCAAUCCUAUACGGGCCUCCCCACUGCAGCCAGCCAAGCCAAGCUCUAAAACUGCCUCCAGCCCGGCCUCUGGUGGAACGGCAGCAGUGCCUGGAUGACAGUGAGGAUGAGCAGCAGCUGCAGAGUGAGGCAGUGGAAGAGGAGGAGGAGGAGGAGGAUGAUGAAGCAAUGAAGGACUUCAUGGCCCCUCAAGCCAAGCGGAGGUGUAGGGAGGUGGUGCCCACUUGGGAUGCUAUCAGGGAUGACGAGGAUGCCCUGGAUGAGAUGCUCCAGUACCUGGGCACCACCAGUCCAGAGUGCCUCCAACGAGCAGGCAUGCCGCUCAAUAUCCCUGCCCUGCCCCCUACCUGCAUCUCUGAGAAACAGGAGAACGAUGUCAUGAACGCCAUCCUGAAACAGUACACUGAGGAGAAGGGGUUUGCAGACAAGUGCAACAAUAACCUGAACAUGAGAGCCAUGGAACAAGAGGAGCCAUGUCCGCAGAGACCCCAGUCAGCCUUCUACUAUUGUAGGCUGCUUCUGAACAUCCUGGGCAUGAACUCCUGGGAAAAGAGGAGCAACUUCCACCUUCUUAGGAAAAAUGAGAAGCUGCUGAGAGAACUUAAGAAUCUGGACUCCAGACAAUGUCGGGAAACACACAAGAUAGCAGUGUUUUAUGUUGCUGAGGGACAGGAAGACAAGCACUCAAUCCUCACUAACACAAGUGGAAGCCAGGCCUAUGAGGACUUUGUCUCGGGGCUCGGCUGGGAGGUGAAUCUCACAAACCACUGUGGGUUCCUGGGGGGACUACAGCGAAACAAAAGCACUGGCUUCAGCACUCCUUACUUUGCAACAUCAACUGUGGAAGUGAUGUUUCAUGUGUCAACAAGAAUGCCACCUGAUUCUGAUGACUCCUUAACAAAAAAGCUGAGACACUUGGGCAAUGAUGAAGUGCACAUUGUCUGGUCUGAACACACACGUGACUACAGGAGAGGAAUAAUUCCAACAGAAUUUGGAGAUGUUCUGAUUGUCAUAUACCCAAUGAAGAACCAUAUGUAUAGCGUCCAGAUCAUGAAGAAGCCUGAGGUUCCAUUUUUUGGUCCUCUUUUUGACGGGGCCAUUGUCGAUGGAAAAAUACUGCCCACCAUGGUCCGUGCCACAGCAAUCAAUGCCAGCCGCGCUCUGAAAUCUCUAAUUCCAUUGUACCAGAAUUUCUACGAGGAGAGAGCACGUUACCUGGAAACCAUUGUGCAUCAUCAUCGAGAACCCACCACCUUUGAAGACUAUGCUGCUCAAGUCUUUUGUCCAGCCCCAUUUCACCACCUACCAGCCGAUGCAGAGAGAAAUGCUGUGAUAUUUCUGCUCCUUCCCAAACCUCCACUAGAAAACAUUGACCUCAUCAAGGCUCAUGUCCCGAGAACCAGCAAGUCGAAAAUCAAGCAGCGCAGUUAGACGGGAACGACUUCGCCUCACCAAUGUCUCCUCGUGCUAGCAAGAGCCGCAUGUCCAUGAAACUGCGUCGCUCCUCCGGCUCUGCCAAUAAAUCCUGAUGAUCACAAUGCAGCAUGAACUUUAAACAAAGGACACACUCGUUCCUUUACUGUUGAAAAAGGAACACUUGCUCUGCCCAGCUAUGGUUUUAUAAUUUUCACUUGUGUACAGAAAAAAAAAGCAAAUGUAUUUAAAUUGUGUUCCUGCCACACACAAAGCAGCUCAUCCAUCCGUUCACACACAUGUUCUUUUAUUGAAACACUGGAGUUUUAGUGUCACCCUGUGUAUUUUUUAUUUUAGACGUUGCUACCUAAUUUUGCUUUCAGUGCAAUGAAUGCAGCCAUUUUUUUCUCCACAUGAAUAUAAAUAAUAGUAGUUGUACAAGAUAAUAGUCAAAUAUAAUGAAGCUUGUUGGUAUAAAAUUGCAUUCAUUUUUGUUACGGUUGGUGAUAGAGUAUAUAAAAUACUUACAGUCGUUUAACUAGGUAUGACAAUACAAAAUGCAGGUUUUAUUUUUAGACAUGGGUUUUAAACAAAUGCAGGCAGUAGCAAAGGCAGAUGCUCAGUUUUCAAGGAAUCGUUUUUGUUGCCAAACCAAAGGCUCAGACAUUAUACUGUAAUUCAUUAAAUUACAGGAACAUCCAAGCAUUUAAAAGGCUGCUUUGUUUAUUCCACUAUACAGUAAACGGUAUGUAGGAGUGAGCAGUUCAAAGGUUCCUACACUACAAAUAUGUGUUAUAAAGAAUGUUGUAAUGUGAUUGGCUUCCUUUUUAUACAGUGAACAUGUGGGAAGAUUUAUUAUGUUUUAAAACUUGUAUUGUAAUAGUAAAACAAAUAAAUAUGUACUUUAUGGCCUUUAAGCAUUUCAAGUUAGUUUGCCAAAAAAAAAAGUCAAGUGUAACUUGCAUAACUCUUCUUCCUUUAAAACAGCUCUGUUACUGAUCCUGAUCCCGAUCCCAGAUGUUUCUGUGCUAGGUCAGUGCUGGGGUUUGUGUUGGAGUGAUUGCACAGCUCCAGUGUGUACACUGAGACCAGCUGGGUUAAAGGGUUAGACAAUGGCAAGGACAGUUCAUUGAAGUCCCCCCUAGCUGAACUACAACCACAAUAAAUCAGCUAUUGUGAGCUUCAAAGCCGGCAUGACUUUAAAAUGAGUAUCAAAAAGAUUUGCAAUACCAAUGUAACCCUUGUGACAUAAAUUGGCAGUUUUAAUAUUUUGGGAUCGUUAGACAACAUAACAAUUUUAAUUGGCCAAAGGGUUUUUUUUUUGUUUUUGUUUUUGUUUUUUUAAAUAAGUAUCUGGGUUCUCUAAAAGGGUUGAAAAGAGAACAUUACCACGUGUGGUCUAAUAUAUAAUUUGGAUUUAAUUUUAUUUUGUUACAUGUUUAACACUUAGAAUGCAGGUUGGUGUUUUAUUUUUUUAGUUGAAUUAUCAAAUUUGUAUUUUAUUCCCUAUAAUGUUAACUAUUUGAUUAUUAUGAUUAUUAACUCGUUCAGCACUAACUUUACUGAAAGGUAACGUAGUUUUAGUUUGUAUGUCUGCGGUUGUGAGUUUAUUAGAUUUCCUAGUGUAGUGUUUAAAGAGUUAAAAUAAACACAACCUAUUCUUCAGUUGUUGUAGGGACAUUAUUUUAAUGCUAAUAUUCAUUAAAAUGGCAAUACACUGAGAUAAUGUAGAUCAAUAUGUAUUUGGACUUAAUUUAUGCAUCGUUGUAACGUGUUUAUAAAAUCCACACAGAUACCGAUGCAUGCUCAAGCAUGGCCUUAGCAUUUCCCAGAACCCUUUCACAUACAAAACGUUUUGGAUUAGCUUGUGUUUUCUGAUAACUUAAAUUAAAAACUGCAAGUUUUAAUCAGUUAUUUACAUUACUAAUGUAAGGGUGUUAAAAUCAGUUGAAUUUUGGUAUUGUGUACAAUGUCCUGACAAUAUCUUGCAUAAAUACAAUUCUCAAACGCCUUGGGUUAAAUUUAUAUUUAAAGUGAUGUAGAUAGUGGAUGGACAAACUUAGAAGGAACAAAAAUACCGGCAGCAUUCUAAGGGUUAAAUUGCUAAAGUAAAAUGAAACGUCAUAUUUUCAAACUAUUUCCUCCAUUCUUAGCUCCUAUUUUUUUAAAGGAUAAAAAUUAUGUUAAUGUAACAAAACGACAAACAAAAAAGACGACUUUAGAUACAUUACUUAGUUGUUUGGUUCUAGUUUUGCAAAAUGAACAGGUGUUUUACCACGUUAAAACAAAUAGUAGUUAGUUAAAGAGUAAAAGCUUUGACAAUGUGUCCGGCUGUGUUCGAUUUCUUGGGAUGUGUGGACUUUGCAAAGACUUGCUCACGUUUAGUAAUGUAUGUUACUGAUAACCAAAUGCAGCAUGAUGCCAGUACUAACUGCAUGUGUAAAUAUAAGUGCAAAAAAAAGAAAUAUAUAACGUAUUGUCAUAAAUGUAGUAUCUAUACAUUUGUAAUGACUAUAAAGGAAAGAAAAGUGGAUGUGCAAUUUAAUAUUACAAUAAAAAUAUUCUUACCA